AUGGAUCCUAAGUUACAAGACGAAUCUGACAAAACUGACCCAGAAUUACAGGAAUUACAAGAAGAGUCAUCGGAGGCUAUCCUUAUGGACGAUGAAGAUGAAAUAGAGGAGCUACACAACAGUUUAAAGGAAGUAGUACAAGAUCCAUCUGUGAAGCCUAAACUCCAGUGUCUGAUGGUGGAUCCAUCCUUCUCCAUGGUGACGGUUCAAAGUGAGGAUAGUGGGAUAGUAUGGGAGACUGCGUCCAGCAGGUGCUCUACGCCCUGGGCCUCCGACGCCAGCUCCACCUCAGAGUCGUAUAAUGUGGAGGGCUCUGGAAAGCAGGGCAAGAUUGUCAUCAUUAUGGACGAGGAGAAAGUGAUUAGGAAAAGGAAAAGAACAAGCAGCAGAGGCAAGUUGGGUGAGCGUUUGAAGAGGCCUAGCUCCAGACUGUCAGGUGGUGGAAGUGCCAUAGGAACAGAAAGGCCUGCAAUGACUGAAGUGUCUGUGCCCAAUAUAAGAUCAGAAAACCCUGAAGAUGGCCAGCCAACGGAAAGUAAAGUGGAUAAGGAUCAAGAUUUAUUUAACCUCAUUUCUGAGGGCUAUGAAAUACUUAAUAUAGUUGUUCCCUCAAGGCUUCCUACAGUAGAUGAGGAAGAUAGCACUGAAUUGGCAGACAAUUUAUCCUACUUGGAAGAUACCCCAAAGAUAAAAUCAAAGUGUAAGCAUCAUGACACAAAACUUGUAGAAAGCCACUCUGCAGCUGUAGGGAUAGAUGUAAUCGAAGUAAAGGAAGAUCAGAGAGACCAGGGUUCUUCUCCAGCUGCAGAUAAUAAACAGACUAAGAAGGAUACAACGGGCGAUAUGGAUUAUUUAGAGAAAUUCACGCUACUUGACCCAAACAUGCCUGAAGAAUUACUUGCUGAUGAUGAUGAAGAGGAGCCAGAACGCCUAAGCGUUCAACCGGACGAGCCAUUAAAAACUACAGAGGAACCUUCUGAAUCAUUGGACGAUAGUUUCGUCAUCGUCACUGAUGUUGAAAUACUCAAUGACCAUCUUGACGACGUAUUUUAUGGAAACACCCAUGAGCCAACUGAUGAGUCACCAAAUGAAGACACUAGGCAUGACACAAGUGAAACCGCUAAGCCUCUGAAGGAGAGUGGAUCUAGAUUGUUUGGGAGCGAAGAGGAUAUUCUAACACCUAUUUUCCUUUCACCGGGCCCACCAAAAAUUAUAGAUCCUAUUCUCCUCGAGGAGCCAACUGCACUGUCAUUCCACUACUCAGACCUGUAUGAGGAUGCUGUCGGUGACAGGAGGAAGGAUGAUGACCACUCAGAUGCAGAGAGCAACAUAUCUGAAAAGUCAUUCAAAAGACGGCUGUCUGAUUCAGAUGAUGCAGACGGCUAUCUGGAGAAAUUCAUUUUGAAGGAUGAGACUCCAGCGGUUGAAGAUCCACCUGAUGUAGAAGACACAGCAGAAGAUAGAACAAUAUGGCCGCAAAGUAAAUUUGAGCUGACUGGUUCUUUAGUACGGGUGAGGGAAGAAAAGGAAUCAGAGGAGGAAAUAAGUUCAGGCAAAACAAACAUAGAGGAGAAAGGUGAACAUGGACAAGCCAUCACUGAGCAGACAGAAGCUGCAGAUUUCACAGAGGAGGAAGACUGCAGUAAAGCACAAGCCACUGAAGCUGGGAUAGCGAUCAGUGAAGACAGUGUGCUGCAGGCUGAGGAUUCCACUGAGACGCUUAAAGCGAUGGUUAAAGAAGAAAGCAAGGACAGUGCUGGUGCUCAGGAGGUCAAAAGCUUGACUGAGACCGUUGUUGCUGAUUGUGAAGAACAACAACAUGCGACGGAAAUUCUUGAGCCUGUAAGUCAUGAAGGAGGUAAAACAGAUGUGGAAGAAGAUGCUGAGAAACUAGGAAGUGUGUGUAAAACAGAAGACAUCAAAAGUGACAUUCAGGAAUCCGAAAGCAUUGUGAAAGAAGCUACUAGUGAUUUGAAAGGAAAAGCUGAGGUGCCACAAGAAGAACGAGAUGUUGACAAACCAGAGGAAACGGCCACUCUUGCAUCAUCUGUUGCUUCUGAAUCUGUCCAUGCUGAUGGUGCAUCUGAAAAAGAACAUACAGAGCCCAAUGCAGCAGCUGAGAGUCAAGGACCUGAAAUAGUCACUGAAGAGUUAACCACAGAUAAAGAAGAAAUAAAGAUUUCAGAUAUAGUUAUACAACCUGCCGUAGAGGAGGUAAAGGCAGAUGACACCACUGAAAAUGCAACUACAGUGGAUGAACCAGUGAUCAUGAUCCAUGACAGUAGAAAAGAGCUGCCAGAUGAACAAAUGGAAUUAGCUACCAUGGCAACAGAACAAGAGAAAAGAGAGGGAGAGGUCAAACAUUCUGAUCAGGCACUGGCAGAGAUUCAGGGUCCUGAAAGUGUUCCUCAGGAAGAAAUCCCCAGCAAAAUUUCAAAACAUAAACCUGAAAUGAUGGAGAACGGACAGGUGCAAGAAAAAAUUGAGAAAGUGAGAGAUGUAGUUGAGAUUCAGACAGAAGAGAUUAAACAUUCUAGUGAGGCGGCUGGAGAGAUUCGUGGGCCUGAAACAGUAAGUCAGCAAGAUAAACCCGAAGUGAUCGAACAGGGACAGGUUCAAGAAGAAUUAGGGGAAGUAAGCGAUGCAGUUCAGCUUGAGACCGAAGAGAUCAAACAUUCUAGUGAAGCAUCCACAGACACACAUGGGCCUGAAACAGUAAGUCAGCAAGAUAAACCCGAAGUGAUUGAAAAGGGACAGGAUCAAGAACAAUCAGGGGAAUUGAGAGAUGCAGUUCAGCUUGAGACCGAAGAGAUCAAACAUUCUAGUGAAGCAUCCACAGACACACAUAGGCCUGACACAGUAAGUCAGGAAGAUAAAUCUGAAGUGAUUGAAAAGGGACAGGAUCAAGAACAAUCAGGGGAAUUGAGAGAUGCAGUUCAGCUUGAGACCGAAGAGAUCAAACAUUCUAGUGAAGCAUCCACAGACAUACAUAGGCCUGACACAGUAAGUCAGGAGGAUAAAUCUGAAGUGAUUGAAAAGAAACAGGUUCAGAGCAAAUUAGAGGAGGUGAAGGAUGCAGCUAUAUCACCUGAGAUACAAACUGAAGAGGUCAAAGUAGAGUCAGCAACAGAGAUUAAAGACUCUGAAACCGUAAGUCAGGAAGACAAACCCGAGGUGAUUGAAAAUGGACAGGUUCAGGACAAGUCAGAGGAAAUAAAAGAUGUAGCUCAUCUCAACACUGACAAGACCAAACAUUCUAGUGAGGCAUCCACAGAGAUGCAUGGGCCUGAAACAGUAGGUAAGGAAGGUAAACCUGAAGUGAUCAUACAUGGACAGGUUCAGGACAAAUUAGAGGAGGUUAAGGAUGCUGCUAUGUCAGAUGAGGUACAAGCUGAAGUGGUCAAAACAGAGACAGCAACAGGCAUUAAAGGGCCUGAACCUGUAAGUCAGGAAGAAAGCCCCAGUGCAGUUUUAGAAGUUAAACCUGAAGUAGUUGAGAAUGAACAGGCUCGUGGCAAAUUAGACGAAAUAAUGGAUACGACUACACCAGCUGAAAUUCAGGUGCCAGAGAGUGAAAAGCAGGAUCUACCUGGAGAUGAAGCGAAAACUACAGUAGACACUGUUAGUGAGAUACAAGAACCUGAAAUAAUUGAGGAUAUCAAAGCAGAUCUCACAGAAAAGAAAGAACAAGAAUUUGAGAUUGUGAUGGAGACUCCAUCAGUUCAGGAAACAGAAAUACUAGCUGAUGUCCCCAAAGAUGAAGAAACAAAGGAAACAGAUACAAUAAAUUGCACAGCUGCUCAUAGUGUUCAGGAUGGUGUACAGCAUGAAGUCAUUCCAGAUAGCCACAUACCAGAGAAAUCAGCUGUCCUCAGUGAAACAAACAAAGAUAUAGGUUUGGGAAAUGAGAUGGCCAGAGAUGACAAUCGUAAAGCCAUUGAUGAUCUAGUCAGAGAGGAUCAAAUUGAAUCAACAGUUAUGGUUUUGAAAGAUACACACACUGAUUCCAUAGUGGAAGCCCCAGCCAAGACUGAGGAGACAGAGGUGUUGACACCCCUUGUGCCAACAGAACCAAUAAACAAAAAGGAAAAGAGUGACAAGACUGGCAGUGUUUCACACGAUCUACCAUCUGAUACCAUAACAGAAACCCCUGAGAUGAUUUCUCCAAGUCCAAAAGCAGCGAUAGGAGACUCAUCACCGAGAGUGUCACCUCUAGUUCCGAAAGAGGGUAAAGAUCAUAAGGAGGCCAAUGAACCGGAAAGUAUUUUAAAUGACAGACACACAGAUGUCCUCAUAGUUCCAGAGAGAGUGUCUGCUGUUCCAGAGGUGGAGGUAGAAGAAUCAUCUACAAUGAGGGUAUCGCCAACGGACGAAAUUGAAGGAAGCGAUGAAGAGGCCGAUCAAAGGAUGGAAUUUGAAGACAGGAGCCUGUUUUCACCACUCAGGAGUUUUACCCCUCUGGAGGAUCUGUCUGGCUUUGGUCAAGAGAUCACAGAACCUGAGUUUCCCCAAUACGGAGACGCUCAUGACAAAACAGCAGAGGAGCUGGACUAUGAGAUGGUCUCUGAAAAAGAAGUGAGACAGUCUGAGGCUGAAAUAACCAAAAUCAAAGAAAACAAGGAACACCUGGAACUCCACCAUGUUGAAAAAGAUGUUCUAGACCAUCCUGCUGAUCAAUCAGUUGAAGCAGAGUAUGAGUUCGUUGAAGGUGGGGAUAGUGCCCAAGUGACAUUGGAUAGACAAUUUGAAGAGGAAGGAGGAGCUCAAGCUGUGGAUACUUUCUGCCUUUCCUGUCGUUCGCCCAUCUCGGCAAUUGAUAAGCUUUUUGGUGCACAUCAAAAUCAUGAAGUGUGCACAUUGGACAAGGCUUAUGAUGACAUCAAGAAUAAACUGAGUGAGUGGAUAUCUGUUUUGCAAGAAAGAUAUGAAAAUGUUGAGGACUUCGUCUCAGAACUUGAGCUGGCUUACAACUCAGUGGAGGAACACUUUAAGAGCAGAGAGCAGGCCAUGGAGGCACAGAAUGAGGAGGUGCUGAAACUGGUGAUGGACCAGUACAAUGAGAUGUCUCAGGCUAUGGAGGAAGAAAAGAAGACUAAGUUAGAGCAGCUCUACGAUCAGAUUGUCUCCUUCCAGGAAAACAUUGACUCUGCUAAAGAGACCUUGGAGAAGACUGCUAAGGAUAUGGAUGAGUCAGAUAUGGACGAGUCAGACCAGCUUGCUUUUGUGACUUCGUCCAAAGACAUUGACACAAGGCUCAGUGCGGCUUUGGAAUCCACCAUGUCUCUGGAGCUGGGCCCACGAGGUCUGCCUGUGUUUGAAGACUAUGCCAAGGGCUCCUCCGGAAAUGGCCAGAAAAAUCGCCAAGCUAUUCCAGUGCCUCAAAAACCACACCUCCAGGCUCAGGAGGCAAAUUCUGCCACCAGCACCUCUGUCACUGUCUAUUGGACAGUUAAUGAAGGAGAUAUUAUCGACUGCUUCCAGGUCUACUGCAUGGAAGACCCACAGGGAGCCAUCUCUGAAGAGUACAGAGUGACUGUGAAGGAGAGCUACUGUACUCUGGAGGACCUGGAGCCAGAUAAGUGCUAUAAAGUGUGGGUGAUGGCUGUGAACUACACAGGUUGUAGCCUACCCAGUGAGAGACUGUCCUUCAGAACGGCCCCAUCUGUGCCCGUGAUCCAAACUGAGAAUUGCACUAUUCUUUGGGACUCCGCCACCCUUCGCUGGAGCUCUCCUCAGCCCAGUGCUGUGGAUAGCUACACCCUGGAGUACUGCCGCCAGUACGCCUGUGAGGGAGAGGGGCUAAGGUCCAUAUCUGGAAUAAAGGCAUGUGAACAUAAGGUCCUCCUGUUGCCCAAUGAGAAUUACCUCUUCUACAUCAAAUCUGUUAAUGGAGCUGGGUCUAGUGAACAGAGUGAAGCUGCUCUCAUCUCUACUAGAGGCACAAGGUUUCACUUACUGAAGGAAACAGAUAACUCAGUGCUUCAAGUUUCAGAGGACAGCAACUCAGUACGCUACCCAGCAGAAACGUUCCACGAGAUGUCUUCUCUCAUCGAGUGUCCAGAGGUACUGGGAGAGCUUUUGCCCCCAGUUGGACAUUAUUACUGGGAGACAGUGGUGGCAGGCUGCAAAGCCUAUCGGAUUGGCGUAGCUUAUCAUGGACUUCCCCGUGACAGCCCCGUGGGUGAAAACAGUGCCUCCUGGUGUCUCCACUGCGUACCUACAUCCAUUAGCUGCAGGUUCGAACUCCUCCACAACAGUGUGCAGUCAGAUAUUUUUGUGACUGAUGUGCCUGCUUGCAUUGGCACGCUGCUGGACUUCACCCAAGGCAAAUUGUUCUUCUUCAACACUAAGAAUGGGCAGCAGCUUGGCUCUUUCCAACACAAGUUCACACAGCCCUGCCAUGCUGUGUUUGGCCUGGAGAACCCUGGGAACCUGGAUCUGCACAUGACAUUGGAGGCACCAGAGUUUGCUAAGCAUUGCUAA
This is a messenger RNA of Chanos chanos (milkfish), 6483 nucleotides long. RefSeq names its product cardiomyopathy associated 5 (gene cmya5). Gene Ontology annotation, cellular component: cytoplasm. NCBI's taxonomy places the organism in Eukaryota, Metazoa, Chordata, Actinopteri, Gonorynchiformes, Chanidae. Bases 1 to 6483 code for a protein of 2160 amino acids. Gene Ontology annotation, molecular function: protein binding. The record is from RefSeq and is a predicted model, not a curated record. The transcript is spliced from 13 exons.